Penicillium oxalicum is the source of this 2583-nucleotide messenger RNA. RefSeq names its product nitrogen permease regulator 3 family protein. Gene Ontology annotation, cellular component: GATOR1 complex. The coding region runs from base 1 to 2583 and encodes 860 amino acids. The transcript has a single exon. NCBI's taxonomy places the organism in Eukaryota, Fungi, Ascomycota, Eurotiomycetes, Eurotiales, Aspergillaceae. The record is from RefSeq and is a predicted model, not a curated record. Gene Ontology annotation, biological process: positive regulation of autophagy; negative regulation of TORC1 signaling; cellular response to amino acid starvation.
AUGUCGUCGAUUGCACGUCCUCCCGACCCAUGCUUAGUCGCGAUAAUUCUCAUUGUACGAUCACGGACCGGUCCGCGCCUGGUGUUCAACUAUCCGCCGAAUCCACUCAACGAAAACCGCCUGCGGACGACGACCAAGGGUGGUCGCCGGGUGUCUCGCACCCGUAGCCGACAAGGAUCCAGGAAUACCGACUCGAGCUCAAGCUCAGACACGGGACUGAGUUCAGAUGAAGAUGAGGACGAGAGAGAGCCCCAUCAUCUGGCUGGCAGCGUCAACGUGGGCACAAAUUUGGCUUCGAACCUAAGCGUGAACCUGUCGGCCGGACUCGGACGGCGCGCGAGCAACUUCGGCAUCGAUCCCCUCGCACUGGCACCAGAUGGCGCAUCGCCCGGGGUUGCAGAAUCUCAGAGAGCUGGAUCUAUCGGAUCUGCCAGACCUUCUUCGUUGCGGAGAAGAGCGGGUGCAAGUUCAGAUCACGAGGACGAUGCAGGAUCCGACUGGCACGAAGACGAGUCGUCCGGAGGGUCGACACGGGCCCCCUGGGAGUCGCUGCUUGGCCUUCCGGGGAGCGUUUGGGAGAAGCUUUUGAGUCCAUCUCGCUCGUGGCAUAAGAAACGGUUUGAGGUUGGGAUAAACGAUCUUGCGCUGAUCGGCUGGCCGGUGUUCGUGCGUGAGGAUGGAACUUGGCGCAAGCAACGCCGGAAGAAGAAGAAGAAAAAGUCCGCACCAGAGUGGGACGGUGGUGAAUUGGGACACAAUGAAAAUUCUGAAGAUGGCCAGGGCGAGGAUGAUCUGACAGCUACUCCUGACAUGGGCGGCAGUGUUGCUACCAUCACGGAGCUGUCAUUAACGGCCUCACCUACCGAUUACAAGCGAACCUCGACCGCAAGCAGCAGGCUAGGCAAGCACGCAGAAGAUGGCAUUGACACCGAGGACAACGAUCAGAUGACCAUGUUCAACGUCGUCUUCGUCAUGGAUCCUCCCUUACUGGAAUACUCGACCCGAAUAAAGGACAUUUACGAGAACGUCAUCAAAAAAUUUGCCAAAGCUUUGAAAUGGGAGCAAGCUCGAAACGAUUACGUCUGGAGGGAAUCCCAACAUAUACUGCAAGUUCGGAGGAGAGCUCGUGAGAACCGUAUGGUCGCCGCUUUUCCUAUCUGGAUGGGGAUUCUGGCUAACUGCUUCCACGUAGGAACAUCCGUCCACAACCUCUACUCCGAAUUGAUCAAUCAGUCAACGCUAGCAAGAGCCAUCUACACCGUCUACAGCAGUAUAUCCGCGUCAAAAAUCGCGUCUGUCUCGUUCAGUCCCGAUGUCUCCAUCUCCCUUCAGAUACCCCCAUUGACGUCCACGCCUUAUCUAGCUGGCCCAACCGACAGAGCCUAUCCCGGUCUGUGGCUGACUACGGCGGACAGCGCAACUCCCAUCGAUGAUCCGCACAGUGAGGACAAAAACAGCAACAAUAACCAGAACAAUGCGCAUCAAGUCCUUGCAAAACAUUUUGCCCUGCUUCUCCUGGAUAGCGAAGCUGCAGUCAUCAAAGACGUCGAGGCUUCUGGAGGCGCGCUGGCGCCAGCCCUCGCUCACUACAUUCGAUUCUCAAAACCCACAAAGUCCUUUGCACAAAUCUCAGCCUCGUCGGGCAUCCCGCUAUCCACCAUACAAAUGUUGGCGAGUCAUCUGGUGUACUGGCGUCGUGCACGGGCUAUUCCUCCAAUCCAUCAACGAGACACCUACAUCGUAUCACCCAAUUGCGAUCUCAGUAAGCUUGAAAUAGCCACCAUUGCUUAUCAGGCCACAUUUCCGACGCUACCCAGUCUGCCUAAGAUGCUUUCUGCCUUGAGCGGUACCCCCCGGCCUUACGGCAGCUUCAUCCCCAGCAAAGACCACAAGGAAACAUACUUUUCUAUCCUGGCGUGGCUGCUCCGCGGCGGCUGGGUCACACAGCUGCGAAGCUUUGCCCGUGUCAAAGUAUCACCCGAAAUCAAACUGGGGGUAGAAACCGCCCUUCGUAAGGAGGAGGUCGAUCGAUACCUUGCAAAAAGCAAUGGCAAAUCGACCAGCGACGACGAACGCUCACCGUCUCCCAGUGACGCGGAUGCCCAUUCCUCUUCGUCUUCCUCCCUGGCGAGUCACGGUAGUGGCGAGGAAACACCCAUGCCCGGCGGCCGACUCGAUCCUCAUGCUCGCCUCCAGCUCUCUCAUAAAUUGCUGGAUCGGUCCACCGCGAUUCGGCUUUCCUCUCUCAUUCCUGCCCCUCAACGCGCGUCUCCGCUCGAGUCUCGAUGGCUGGAUGAAAUCUUGGCCCGGUUCCCCACGCAACCAAACACACUGAGAGGGAUGGCUGUGUCGGGCCAGGAACUUGCGCCGCAUGAACAGCAUGACGUUUUGAGACAACACUGGCCGAUCCUGGUGAAGUAUUUCAAUGGCUUUGAUGCGCUGGAAAAGAUCCCUGUACGUGAGAACUUGAAGCGCAAGCUGGUUGCUCAGGCUCUGAUGCGCCUCGGGUUUCUCACCGGCCCCGUGAGCUAUGUUGAACCUGACUCCCGGGAACAAGUGCUCGUCGGAGUUCGCCAUUGGUAG